AUGCCGUACAGCCACCUUCGCUCUCUCGUCUCAAAUAAUCCCACGAAGCAAAAGACACUGCAGCACCUUGGAGGCUUUCGCAGCAGCAGCCGCAGGUGCAGCAGCAGCAGCAGCAGCAGCAGCAGCAGCAGCUUGCGGGGCAGCGGCCUGGGCCGCGGAAGUGGCCAGGCAUGCAGCAGGAGCCGCAGCAGGAAUGGCUGCAGCAGCAGCAGCAGCAGCAGCAGCAGGAGCAUCCUGAUGCGAGCCUCCAGAAAGCGCUGCAGCAGAGCAGCAGCUAAACUUGCUGCUGCUGCUGCUGCUGCUGCCCUCACAACCAGGAGCAGCGGCAGAGGCUGCAGCAGCAGCAGCAGCAUUCGGGCGGUGAAAACCAUCCGCAGCAGCAGCAACAGCAGCGGCAACAGCAGCAGCAGCAGACACACUGGCCGCCCCCGUGCUGCUGAAAGAUCUACCGAGCCUGCUGCUGAUGAAGACUCGAGUGCUGCUGCUCGUGCUGCUGUUGCUGCAUCUGCUGCUGCUGCUCCUGCUGCUGCCCACAGGGGCAGCAGGCGCAGCAGCAGCAGCAGCAGCAGGAGCAGCAGAGGCAGCAGCAGCAGCAGCAGCAUGCGACAGCUACGAAGGCCGCCGCUUCAAAAGAGACGCCGCGGGGGCCCUCCUGCUGCAGCAGAAAUGCGCCAUGCUGCUGCUGCUGCUGCUAAGGGCAGGUCUCCCGCUGCUGCUGAUUCUGCUGCUGCUGCUGCUGCUGCAGCAGCAAAAGAUGCUACAGGCAGCUGUGGAUCUUCAUGCAAACGCGAGAAGAAGCGAGCAGCACGAUCUCCAGCAGCUGCUGCAGUUGCUGCACCUGCUGCUGCUGCUGCACCUGUUGCUGCGCCUGCUGCUGCAGCUGCUGCUGCACCUGCUGCAGCUGCUGCAGUUGCUGCCAAGUCUUCGAGUGUAUGCACACCUUCGCCAAGAACUAACAGAGGGGAGUCCAAUGUUCGGACACCGCAUCCGCUACAGAAGCUAGUGCUGCAGCAGCAGGGCCCCAGCCUCUGCAGCGUUUCUCUUCGCUGCCGGCUGCCCAGCAGCUCUUUGGCUUUGCUGCUGCAGGCGCUGCCCCCCACCCUGCGGGCUCUUAACAUAUCUGAAAACACGAUAGACCUGGACGCAGUUGCUGCGCUGCUGCUGCUGCUGCGCUGCGGCCGCCUCCGCUGCCUCCGCAUGCAAAAUGCUUCUCUUUCAGUUGACUGCAGAAUUCAAAUUGUGGAGGCUUUGGAAGCAGCAGCUUGCAGGUCUUCUCUCGUCUGGUUCGAAGGUGCUGCUGCUGCUGCUGCUGCUGCUGCUGCUGCUGGUUUUGCUGUUGCUGCUGCUGGUUUUGCUGCUGAUGGUGCUGCUGCUGCUGCUGGUUUUGCCGCUGAUGGCUUUGACUUGGCAAUGCACUCCUCUAUUCCUCCCGCGUGCUUCAUGGCUGUUAAGCCGCAGCAAAUUCCCUGCAGCAGCGCCUCAGCAGGCCUCAGGGGCCCCGCACAUUUGCUGUCGCCCUCGAAAAGCAGAGCAGCAGCAGCAGCAGCAGCAGCAGCAAGACACGAAGCAGUCCAAAGCGGCGCUCCCUCCACCACCCGCAAUUAUUGCUUCUUAAGGUAUUUGCGGCUUAGGGCUCUUGCUGCUUCUCUUGUGGGGCGGAGAGUCAGGGCCUGGUGGAAGCCCACGACGGAUGUCAUGAAAACGGACUUCGGCGGCAGGUUUUGGCCGUGCCUCGUGCUGCAUCAAGACCCCUCUUCUCUCGUGCUGCGCGUCCUCUACGACAACGGCGAAGAGGACUUUUUGCAUUUGGCCGCUCUGCAGCCAAUGCACCCUUUUGCCUACGGGGGGGGCUGGGCGCAGCAGCAGCAGCAGCAGCAGCAGCAGGAACAGCAGCAGCAGCAGCAACAGGAACAGCAGCAGCAGCAGCAGGACAGCACGGAGAGCCUGCCAGCAGUGAGGGAGAAGGAAAAAGCGCCUAGACAAACCCCUGCAAUGAAAGCGAAGACAGCUCUCAAACGGCGGCAGCAGCAGCAGCAGCAGCAGCAGCAGCAGCAGCAGCAGCAGCAACAGCAACAGGAUGCGGCUGGCGGCAGCAGCAGCAAAAGCGCAUCUGCUGCAGCAAACAAGACAGACUCAGGGGCCCCGCGGAGAAGCCUGCGAGGAGUGCCAGCAGUGAAAGUGGAUUUUAGAGAGACAGAGUCUGACAGCGAGCAGCAGCAGCAGCAGCAGCAGCAGCAGCAGCAGCAGCGGCAGCAGCAGACUCAGCUAAGCAAGACAAGUCGGCGCCUCUCAGAGGAAUCAAAGGCUUCCUCUGCGGAGUCUGGCUCGGCAGAAGGAGCAGCAGCAGCAGCAGCAGCAGCUGGAGCAGCAGCAAGGCGCAGCAGCAGCUGCUGCUGCCGCUGCGGCAACCCCAGCUCCCCCGGGUACUCGGAGGGCCUCCCGCUGCAGCAGCAGCAAAUAGAAGCAGCAGCAGCAGCACAGCCUUCGAUUUUUGAAAGGCGUUUUCGCUCCUUCGUGCCGGUGAACAUUUCCCGCAGCAGCAGCAGCAGCAGCAGCAGCGGCAGCAGCAACAGCAGCAGCAGGGGACACCGCCAGCGCCCCCCCGCCUCCAGCUCAGCAGCAGCAGCAGCAGCAGCAGCAGCAGCAGCAGGACUCGAAGCUGUCCCCAUUCCCCUAGAGAUUGCAGGCAAUGUGCUGCUGCCAGGAGAGCUUUGUGAAUACAGAGACCCAGAAGAGCACAAGGGCACUGACCCUAGUGACUACGUCGGCAUGGUGAAGCGGGUAUUCCCAGAAGAGCCCUUAUACGAAGUGGCCUGUAUUUACAACUGGGGCUUCGAGCCUGUGCGCGUCAGCAGCAAAGACGUGAGGCGCUGCGUUGCUGUCCCUGCGGACUCUUGGGCUGCGUGGCAGCUGUCUUUAUGUCGAGAUGGCGAGGCAGCAGCAGCAGAAGCUUCAUACUUAUCUGCUGCUGCAGCGGCUUGUGCGCUGCCGCUGCCGCUGCUGCUGCACAGCAGCAGCGUGCCUCCCGCUCCUUCCCAGCAGCAGCAGCAGCAGCAGCAGCAGCAGCAGCAGGUGUGUCUGCGUUGCUGCGCAGCUGCUGCUCCCCCCUACCCCAACUUCCGCCUUUGCUGCCCCGUGUCUUUGGAAAGGCUGGAGGAGCCGCCGCAGCCGCAGACUCUCUUUGAUUUGAAGUUGCUGCCUCCAAGCAAAUUCGCCACUGUCUUCCUCGAAAGACAAGAGAAGGCGCUGCAGCGGCUGCUGCAGUGCCCCCCCCAGCCUGGGCUGUACGUACACCCGAAGGCGCCCCACAGCAGCAGCAGCAGCAGCAGCAGCAGCGAGGACGACCGCAGCAGCAGCAAACGCACUCGCAGCAGCAGCAGCAGCAGCAGCGGCAGCAAGUGGCAGCGGCGGUUGGUGUCUCUAGCUGUGCAUCCUCGGCUGCAGCUUCUGGGAGGAGUUCGGUUUUAUAUGCUGCUGCAGCGGCGCGAGCUGGUGCUGCGGCUGCUGCUGCUGCAGGAGGAGGCUGCGGUGCUGCGGCAGCAGCAGCAGCAGCAGCAGCAACUGAGCGCAGAGUGCCGGCAGCAGCUUAGUUCACUGCCCCUUGUGCCGCGGCGCAGUGGCUCAAAGGGUGGUGGUCCGCAUGGAGGGCAGCAGCAGCAGCAGCAGCAGCAGCAACAGCAGCAGCAGCAACAGCAGCAGCAGCAGCAGCAGCAGCUCGAACAGCAGCAGCAGCAGCUCCAGCAGCAGCAGCGGCAGCAGCAGCAGCAGCACAAACAACCAAAGAAGCCACAAAGACACUUGAAGGAAAGUCAAAGAAAUUCACCUGGAGCUCCGGAUACACCUCAAGACCUCAGCCAAGUCCUCACGCGCCUUCAGAGCUUCGUAUACCUCGCGCUGCAGCAGCAGCAGCAGCAACAGCAGCAGCAGCAGCAGCUGCUGCUGCUGCUGCUGUUGCAGCAGCAGCAGCAGCAACAGCAGCAGCAGCAGCAGCAGCAGCAGCAGCAGCAGCAGCAGCAAGCCCUGAAGGGCAGCAGCAAACAGCAGCAGCAGCAACUAUUGCUGCUGCUGCUAUUGACUUCGGGAGCAGCAACAGGCAGCGGCAGUAGCAAAUACCGGCAGCAGCAACUAUUGCUGCUGCUGCUGCUAUUGCCUUCUGCAGCAGCAGCAGGCAGCGGCAGCAAACAGCAGCAGCAGCGAUAG
Molecule: messenger RNA, 4200 nt
Organism: Eimeria necatrix
Lineage: Eukaryota; Apicomplexa; Conoidasida; Eucoccidiorida; Eimeriidae
Product: Chromosome III, complete sequence, related
Exons: 14
Coding region: 1-4200 (1399 amino acids)
Biological process (GO): regulation of transcription by RNA polymerase II; chromatin remodeling; positive regulation of DNA-templated transcription
Cellular component (GO): nucleoplasm; brahma complex; SWI/SNF complex
Molecular function (GO): nucleosome binding
Source: RefSeq, a predicted model, not a curated record